Messenger RNA from Meloidogyne enterolobii, 275 nucleotides. Lineage: Eukaryota; Metazoa; Nematoda; Chromadorea; Rhabditida; Meloidogynidae. The record is from the annotation of a GenBank genome assembly.
UUGCUCCAAAAAUUAUGAUUUUGUUUGUUUAUUUGGCCUCUUUCAUUUUACUGCAGAAAUAUUUUGCUGUUUUUAUUAAAGUCCUCCAAAUGAUAGAAAAAUUCCAACAAAAUAGUUUCUGUACAUGUUUGCAAUUAUUUCAUUUAAUUUGUUUACUCCUAUUCUAUGGACACGUUUAUCAAAAAAUUUGGGUAAUCCUAUAUGAAGUUAAAGCAGGGCUCUCAUUCGUGCUUUAUUUGAAAGUAUUAUACUUUGAAACCGACCUCCAUACUUAA